AUGGUGGCCAAGGAAAGACACGUCUUGGGCGACGGAUGGAGAUGCAGGCCAGGGGAUAAUAUUCCAGAAUCUGUUGAUCCUGGAACAUGGACAAAUGCGCAACCAUUGCCAACGUCAAUUCACCUCGACCUUCUUGCCGAUGACAAGAUCCCGGAUCCGUUUCCCGCGAAGAAUGAAGAGCUGGUGCAAUGGGUCGGUAACAAGACCUGGAUCUAUGAGAAGCGAUUCACCACUCCGCGAGGCCUGUCUGAGAACCCAGAUCAGAGAAUCUUCCUUGUAUUCGAAGGCCUGGACACCUACACGACGAUCAGCCUGGAUGGGAAAACAAUCCUAGAGACCAACAACAUGUUUGUGGGCUACCGCGUGGAAGUGACCGAGAAACUGCGUCCUGUUCCAAAAUCGGCAAAUCAAGAUGAUACACACAUCUUGCAAAUUACAUUCCACAAUGUUGAGGAGAAAGCUGUGGAGGAAAUGAAUGCCCAUCCAGAGCAUAGUUGGUUUAGUUUCCAUUUUGGCAGCAAACGUCUGGCCGUGAGAAAGGCUCAAUAUCAUUUUGGUUGGGACUGGGGUCCGGUCCUCAAAGAUUGUGGUCCCUGGAAACCGAUUUAUCUUGAGGUCUAUCAAUCACGGGCAACUGAUCUCUCGAUCGCAACAAAUAUUAGCCCCGAUCACAAGGAAGCGACACUUGAAGUUGCACUCAGUAUUGACGGCAAGGCUGACAGUGCGAAAAUUGAGAUCGAAUGCGAAGGUAUCAACGUUGAGUCACGCAUCAUCGAUAUCUCCAGUAAAUGUACAGCAGCCACAAUUCGGGUACACAGCCCAAAGCUCUGGUGGCCCUGGACGCUCGGAGAACAAAAUCUAUACACUAUAAAAGCCACACUGUUCAACCGAGAUGAUAAGGGUAAAGAAAUUGUUCUAGACACCAUUCGAAAGAGAUUUGGUAUCCGAAAGAUCGAGCUUGUCCAACAGCCCUUGCUUGACGCUGAAGGAUCCAGUUUUUUCUUCCGGGUCAAUGGUGUACCUCUCUUCGCCGCUGGCUCGUGUUGGGUGCCUGCUGAUUCAUUUGUGACUCGUGCAACAUCGGAGAAGUAUCGUAAGUGGAUACAAUUGGCGAAAGACUCUAAUCAAGCUAUGAUUCGCAUCUGGGGUGGAGGUAUAUACGAGCACGACGCAUUUUUCGAUGCCUGCGACGAACUUGGCAUUCUGGUCUGGCAUGAUUUUAUGUUCGCAUGUGGCAUCUACCCUGCUUAUCCGUCUUAUGAAGAGAAUGUAAUGACAGAGGCACGACAGAAUAUCAUACGGCUACGACACCAUCCAUGUAUCGCAGUGUGGUGUGGUAACAAUGAAGACUAUGCCAUUGCAUAUCUAGCUCAAGCACACCGUGGCGCAGCCAUUCACGACCCGGCGGAAAUGGAAGUCGAAAAAAUCAAGGAAUCUGGAUUCCCUGGGCGUUUAUUCUACGAGAUUCGCUUGCCAGCUUUGUGCAAGGAACUGAUACCGGAAAUUCCAUACUGGCCAGGCUCUCCCUAUGGAGGAUCAUUCUGCAACGCAGCAACAGAGGGAGAUAUCCAUCAGUGGCAUGUCUGGCACCUCGACAAAUUUCCUUACCAGGACUACCCACGACUCGGCGGCCGAAUGGUCACAGAGUUCGGGCUGCAGUCUGUUCCGCACUGGAGGACAGUGAAGCAAUACUAUCCUUCCAAAAUUUUCUCACUCGACGAUGUCCGAGACUAUGGGUCUGAUGAGUUCAUGGAAUGGCACAAUAAAGGGCGGGACGGAGCCAAUAACAUCGCCAAAUAUGGAACAGACAAUAUCCAUUUCGAUGGCAGCACUCUCCGAGGGUACACAUACUGCUCGCAAUUGAUCCAAUCCGAAGGAGUAGCAACAGCGUUCCGAUCCUGGAGACGCAUGUGGAAAGGUCCAGGGCAGGAAUACUGCGGAGGUGCUCUAGUUUGGCAGUUAAAUGACUGUUGGCCCGUAUCAUCGUGGUCAAUCGCCGAUUGUGACUACCGUCCGAAGAUGGCAUAUUGGGCCAUCAAGCGCGAGAACCGCCCUAUCACUGUCAGUCUAGCUCGCAUGGUGAACAAUGAUCUGCUCGAGUUAGAAGCAUGGGCUUGCAAUAUGACAUUGCAUUCGGUACCAGUGAGCUACCGAAUCCAAGCCUGGGAUGUGCGGACAGGACGACAUGUUUGGAGCCACAUAGUAUCAGUUAAAACCGACCUGGCUCCGAACAGAUCCACAGAACUUGGAAGAAUUCAAUUUGGCUCUGUGCUCAUUGACGAAGGCGAAACCAAAUGGAGCCAUCUGGUCUUUACAAUUCAUUUGCUCUCUUCGCCGGAAAAUUUGUUGAGAGCAAGCCCAGUCGUUGAAGAAGAGACGAUUGCCCAUCAUACAUCGUUCCACGAACCAUUAAAGGAAAUUCCAUUUGGUACUCAAGAAGAUAGAGUCUCAGUAAUGCUUGUUCAGCAUGAAUCGACUUCUAUCAUUGAGCUCCGUACAACAGUCCCGACCAAAGGCGUCUACCUUGAUUUCGAAUACGAACAGUCAGCUGAGUGGGACGAUAACGGAGUGGACUUGAUGCCAGGGGAAGUCUUUAGAUUGCGCGUGACUGGGCUUGAGGACAAAAACGAGCAUAUACUGAGGGUCUACUGGUUGGGGGAGGAUGGCUGGCAGAGCCAACUAGUUUUUGUAUGA
This is a messenger RNA of Penicillium atrosanguineum, 2694 nucleotides long. Its product is annotated as beta-mannosidase. Gene Ontology annotation, molecular function: beta-mannosidase activity. The record is from RefSeq and is a predicted model, not a curated record. Gene Ontology annotation, biological process: glycoprotein catabolic process; carbohydrate metabolic process. The transcript has 2 exons. NCBI's taxonomy places the organism in Eukaryota, Fungi, Ascomycota, Eurotiomycetes, Eurotiales, Aspergillaceae. The coding region runs from base 1 to 2694 and encodes 897 amino acids.